Pistacia vera is the source of this 372-nucleotide messenger RNA. RefSeq names its product secreted RxLR effector protein 161-like. The record is from RefSeq and is a predicted model, not a curated record. The coding region runs from base 1 to 372 and encodes 123 amino acids. Lineage: Eukaryota; Viridiplantae; Streptophyta; Magnoliopsida; Sapindales; Anacardiaceae. The transcript has 2 exons.
AUGGAGAAUGUCCCUUAUGCAAAUGCAAUUGGGUCAGUCAUGCAUACUAUGAUAAGCACCAGACCUGACCUUUCUUUUACUAUUUCUCUUUUAAGUAGUUUAUGUCAAACCCUAGUUUUGAACACUGGCUUUGUAGAUUCUGAUUUUACAAGUGACAAAGAUACAAGGAAGUCAACCACAGCUUACCUCUUUACUGUGGGAGGAAAUUGCGUGAGUUGGAAAUCCCAGCUCCAACCAAUGGUUCCUUUGUCCUCAACUAAGGCAGAAUAUGAGGCUAUGGCAGACAUUUUCAAGGAAUCAUUAUGGCUUCAAGGACUUUUGUCAGAAGUGGAGCUGCUUGAAACGGCAGUUACUGUCUAUUCAGAUAGCUAG